Carassius carassius (crucian carp) is the source of this 1983-nucleotide messenger RNA. RefSeq lists its product as uncharacterized. The record is from RefSeq and is a predicted model, not a curated record. The transcript has 12 exons. NCBI's taxonomy places the organism in Eukaryota, Metazoa, Chordata, Actinopteri, Cypriniformes, Cyprinidae. The coding region runs from base 13 to 1983 and encodes 656 amino acids.
AAUACCAAAACAAUGGCAGAGAAACAGCAAGCAAAAUUUAUAGUACCGGCCUAUGCAGUUAGUGAAGGCAAACCAGACAAAAAAAGGAAGACAGUAACAGUCCAAGAAAAGGCAAUGAACAAAAAGUCUUUGGAUAAACAAAGAAAUAAAACGCGAAUUAAUAUCGGCGUGGCUUUCCAGCGAUGGCGAGAACUGAGGGAACUCAAGGGGCUGAAAAGUGACUCCUUGAUGGCUUUAUUUCUGCUGGACAGUUAUGAGAAAGACAUAUCAACGUCCACACCAUCGAAAAGUGGAUUUACAAUGCCACCACCACCUGUAUCCACUACUGUCUCGGAGUCGCUUUCUGACCGAGAUGAUGACUUCUCAGUCCCUGGAGUUGAAGAGUUGGAUAGUAGCAGCGUACAGGAUAAAAACAUUCUGGAAUUAGAUGCAAGUAUGUCAUCAUUGGAUCUGGAUGUCAUCAGUGAAGAUGAAUUUAACAACAUUAAAAACUCAAUAAGACAAACAAAGGAAAUAGAUACAGACUAUGAUGACAGUGAUGAUGAGAACUAUAUGCCACAUAUUUGUGUGCGGACUGGCGGUGCUCUGAAGACUCCGAUUUGUCUGGAUUCCCUUCAAACAAUUAGUAUGGAGGACACUGUGCACGAUGCUGAAAACAACUCCCAAGACCCUACUAUUGCAGACAUACAUCCAAUCCCAGAGACUGCUAAAAUCAUGGUUGAGGAUGACAUAAUUGGCCAGCCAGCAUCUAUAACAUACCACAGUUGUCUGAAGCUGCUUGCCGAAUAUCUUGUUCUACCUGUGAACAUGUGUACUGCUAAGGACACAAACACAAAUGCAGAGUGUGGGGCACAUAAACCAUUUGAGGUCAACAUCCAUUCCAGGGGUACAGCUGCAAUUGUGGAAUGGAUAUGUUGUAAUGGUCACACUGUUUGGAAAUGGUCUUCACAGCCCAAUUUUAAAUAUGGAAUGCUUGCUGGGGACUUUAUGUUGGCGUGUAACAUACUGCUGUCUGGCAACAACUAUGCCAAGAUUUCUCUUCUCUUUAAAUUUAUGAAUAUGGGGAUGGUGGAGAAGUCAUCUUUUUUCCGAAUACAAAACUCAUACUGUGUGGACACCAUAAAGGAAUUCUGGAAGGAGAAGAGAGCUGACAUCAUUGCCCAAAUACAGUCCAAAGGGCCUAUUGUGGCCUUAGGUGAUGCUCGGAUGGACAGUCCUGGAUUCUGUGCACAGUAUUGCACAUAUUCAACAAUGGAAAAUGAAACUAAACAUAUAAUCAGUAUGGUCAACAUCGACAAGAGGGAGACCAUGAGGAACUCUGUUGUAAUGGAGAAAGAGGCCUUUCAACAGACCUUCGAGGCACUCCACAAAGAAAUAAACUUGACUGAAAUUUGUACCGAUGCUCAUUCUCAAAUAUCAGCUCUCUUCAACAAAGGGAAAUACAGAGACAGCGGAGUCUACCACACUCUGGACGUCUGGCAUGGGUCCAAAAACUUGAGCAAAAAAAUUCAUGCAGCAGGGCAGCAAAAGGGGUGUGCCAUUCUCCAGAUGUGGAAUAAAGACAUCUGCAAUCACUUCUGGGACUGCUGUAAGACGGCAGAUACCUAUGAAGAGUUUAUUGACAUGUGGGUGGGAGUCCUGCACCAUGUCACAGGAGAACACACGUGGGCUCUUGGUGAGUGUAAACAUGGCCCCUUGCUGAACGACAGAGAUAAAGAAUUGAUUGAGAGUGGUUCAGUGGCACAUGAGAGGCUGGCUGAAAUUAUUCUCGAUGAACGCUGGCUGAAGGUCGUCCCCAAGUAUCUGAAUUUCAGGUCAACUGCAGAUUUGGAGUCGUUUCACAACCACAUACUGAUGUAUGCCAGCAAGCGCUUCAGCUUUUCCCCACCAGUUUAUGCUGUUCGUACCAUGCUGGCUGGCCUCGAUUACAACCAUCAUCUCCAUAGACCAGCCAGGAGAAAAGCUGAUGGUACAAAUCAGUAA